GACGAGGAGCUGAGCAGGAGAGAGAGGAGCCCCGCUCCCCAGGCUGUGCCGGUGCACCUGUAGAGCCUCUGCUGCCCAGCCACAGCACUGCCCUCAAUGAGUUAUUUCCCCCGGGGAAGCACACAGCAGCCUGCCGGAGAUGUUCUCCUGUUUCAUUUGGCUCUCCCUCCCCUGCUUCGUGAACACCUUCCCGACCUCAGGAAAGCUCCCCCUCAACAGAAGCCUUGAGGAGGUGCUGGAAAUCCCAACCAUCUCGGGGUUCUUCCCCUGGGAUAACGACACGCUGGCCGACUGGCAGAGCUUUGUGGGCAGGAGCCGGCACGGGGCAGACUCCCAGCACGUGGCAGCCAAAGCUCUGCUCAUCGCGGCGUACUCCAUCAUCAUCGUCUUCUCCCUCUUCGGCAACGUCCUGGUCUGCCACGUCAUCAUCAAGAGCAAACGCCUGCGCUCCGCCACCAGCCUGUUCAUCGUCAACCUGGCCGUGGCCGACAUCAUGAUCACGCUUCUCAACACGCCUUUUACACUGGCUCGUUUUGUGAACAGCACGUGGAUAUUUGGGAAGGGGAUGUGCCAUGUCAGUAGGUUCGUGCAGUACUGCUCGCUCCACGUCUCUGCUCUGACCCUCACAGCCAUUGCCGUGGACAGGCACCAGGUCAUAAUGCACCCUCUGAAACCUCGCUUACCUAUGGCAAAAGGCGUUAUCUACAUCUCUGUAAUUUGGGUCAUGGCAGCUUGUUUUUCCCUCCCACAUGCUAUCUACCAAAAACUCUUUACUUUUGAAUACAGUGAGGAAGUCACCCGGUGCCUGUGCAUCCCAGAUUUCCCUGAGCCAGCCGACCUCUUCUGGAAGUACCUCGACUUAACGACCUUCGUUUUGCUCUACGUCCUGCCCCUGCUGAUCAUCUCUGCUGCCUACAUGACAGUGGCCAAGAAACUCUGGCUGCGCAACGUCAUUGGGGACGUCACCACCGAGCAGUACUUCGCCCUUCGCAAAAAAAAUAAGAAGACUAUAAAGAUGUUGAUGCUCGUUGUCAUCCUCUUUGCCAUCUGCUGGUUUCCCUUAAAUUGCUACGUCGUCCUGCUCUCCAGCCAAACCAUCCGCUCCAACAACGCCCUGUACUUCGCCUUUCACUGGCUUGCAAUGAGCAGCACCUGCUACAACCCCUUCAUCUACUGCUGGCUCAAUGACAGCUUCCGGGCAGAACUGAAGGCUUUGCUCAACAUCUGCAGAAAACCUCCCGGCCCUGUGGAACAGAGGCUUCCCUCCACUGUCCCUUCCUACCGACUGGCGUGGCCUGAAAACAGCCACUUCAAGAGGCUGCAGGUCUCUCAUGUCCCUGCCGCAGCCUCCAACAGCCACUUAGGAAAGACGGACAUCUCUGCAGUUGAGCCCAUAGUAGCUGUGAGCUAAUUGGUGGCCCUGUGAGAUGGACACGGACCAUGCUUAGGUUUGGCUGCAUCUAAGCAGGUGGGAAGAUGUGGAGAUGUGGCCUAAGCAGAUACUGUGCCAGCUCCUGUGGUUGCACUGAAAAGCCCAACUCCAUGGCUGGUAGUGUGAAACUCUGAUGGUAAUGGCACAGAGACUCCAAAGGGAAGAAAGCAAAGCCUUGCCAGGAAUGAGCUCUCUUUUCGUCUUGGUCAAGCUGACUUUGGGUCUGCUGGACAGGAGGGAUUCUCUGCAUGCAUCUCUGUUAUUUGCAUGGCCGAGUCUGUACCACUGGAGCCAUUUGUUUGCUUUGCUGGUAUUUAAACACUCAAGCAGCAGUCUGAUUGAACGUGACGUGAAGCCUCCCUCCCCUUAGUCUCACAGUAGCAGCACACAGACAGUAGAGAUGUAGAGGCAGAGGUUGCUGGUUUGAAUUUUUUUCUCCCUUUUGUGAAAAUAUCUUCAGAGAGGUGGAGGGAUAAUAAACAGCCAUUGGAAAUUAGAGCUGUCUUUUACAUCACAAGUGCUCCUCCUAAGGUAGGAUUGAAGGAAACUCGAUGGCUAUUCUUUGUGUAAACAGAUGGCAAACACCAACCUGUUAGCUCUGCAUCUGUUGCCAGUGCUAAAUCACACAGAACUGUACCUUCGUGAAACAGGCAUGAAUAUUCAUAAAGCUGUAAUUCAGAAAGAGAUGUAAGGCCUGAGCCCCUUGGACGUAUUGUCUGUGGUUGGAGCAGUGAUGGUUGAUUUGAGUUGGGAUUGGGACCUGUUAAUCAGAGAAUCAUAGAAUGGUUUGAGUUGGAAUGGACUUUGAAAGGCGAUCGAGUCCAACUCCCCACAGUGAGCAGGGACACCUACAGCUCAGUCUGGUGCUCAGAGCCCCAUCCAGCCUGGAUGAGAUGCUUUGGAUCAGAGCAUCUCUGUGCUGUUGCCAGGUGGUGGCUGAAGAAUCCCACAGUAUGACUUUUUACUUUCUCUAUUACUGUUGCUCUCUUCUAUAAAGCACCUGGGAAUUUCUCAGAUCAGACACGUGGGAUAUUUCAUCCCAGCUAAGGUGUUCCCACUGAUGAUCCCAACUAAGCUCACUGGAACCAAUUCAUAAAUAAACUGCUGUAAUGAUAUCUGUGAUAGCAAGUAAUAAAAAAGGGAAGAUUUUUGCAAGAUAUCCUCUUGUGAAUGAACAAUUUUAGUGCAUUUAGAGAUGGGUGAAAUGUGUCCUUCAUGGACAGCCAUUAAGAAAUUGAUAAGACUGCAGCUACCUGGUGUAGAUUGCAGAACUUAAUGUUCGUAGCAGAAAAAUAUCAGAUUCUGAACAAGACAAACCAAAGAGCAUUUGAAAAACGUUGCCUUGUGUCGCACAGGGAAACAGUCACUUUUCCUGUGCUGCAGCAAUUAGGGUUGAUGUCCCACCGGAGUGCCUGUUCCACAUUCAGCUUGCAGUGGCCAGCAGGGAAGUGAGAAAAACCUUUGUUAUUAAUGGCUAAAAGUGGGAAGGAAAAAAAGGAGAGAGAAAAAAUACUAUUCCCCAAUGUCCUCUAAUAAGCUUACUCUGAAACCAUUUUAAGCCUUGUGUGGGUUUUUGACACCCAAGUGCUUCAGGAGCUGCUGCCAUUCGUUAUCAUAGAAUCUUUAAUGUUGGAAAAGACCUCUAAGAUCACCAUGUCCAACCACCAACCCAUCCCCACUGUGCCCAAUAACCACAUCCCUCUGUGCCACAUCUCCAUGGUUCUUGAGCACCUCCAGGGACAGUAAAUUCCCCCCUCCCUGUGCAGCCUGUGCCAAUGCCUCAUUACUCUUUCUGAGAAGAAUUUUUUCCCAUUCACUCCAUUAGUGCACACGACAAUAGGUCCUCAGUGUGCAGAGCCCUUCAACCACCCUUCCCAUCCCGUGGCAGCAGAUUCAGACUACUCCAGCAAUUAAACCUUUCGGUAUCACUAAGUCUGGUGUAUGGCAGGGACAGGGGGACGUGGUGAGUGGGCAUGGUGGGGAUGGAUUGGCAGUUGGACUAGAUGAUCUUAGAGGUCUUUUCCAACCUUAAUGAUUCUAUGACCCUUAGUCCUGCUGGGCUUGCUGGAGGUCCAGAGCUCCAUCUGAGGGAGCUUUUGCUGUGAGUGGAAUUUCAGGUUCAGUCUUUGAUCAGGGCUAAUGAGCAGUGAUGAGUGGACAAGCAGUAGAGUGAUGCAAGUGAUGCUCUGCCACCCUUGUGCUUAAAUACAGCUUUGCCAAGCUGGAACUCUUUGGGCUGAGCCGUGUUUUAUGUCAGAAGUCUCUUCUUCCCUUUCAGUAAGUGUAAUGGAGUUGUUUUCACUCACAUCCAAAUGCUACAACAGAUUCUGCAGCUACAUCCUUGUCCCUCAGCUCUGUUUGGGAAGAGAAUCUGAACUCAGGAAGAUGUUCUUUCUGAAGGUGGAGGUAACCUUUGGCCAUCUUAAGACUCACCUCCCAUAGGAGCAGUUUGCAUCCUUAAACAAUUACAUACAGAAAUUUGCCAUAACACAAAACAGAAACUUGCCAGCAAACAAACCCUCAGAUGCAGUGUUAGCUGCAGGUGGGUCUGAGCAGGGCUCCCACAGCUACAGGGUUCUGUGUGGAAAACCUUCCUUCAGGCUCUGCCUGUGCCCUUCUGGAUCCAGGCACAGAGAGGCUGUAAGAAGUGCAGGAGCUGAUUUCAUUACAAAGUCUCAGAGGGAUGGAGCUGGCAAAAAGAAGAGUGGAUUGGGCAGAUAAUGGCCAGUGAACCUGAACAGCCUGAGCUGGGCCUGAGCUGGUGUACGGGUCCAGCAACUUUGGAGAGACAGGAUCUAAGCAGACAGGGGUGGAGCAAGCUCAUAGGCAAAGCUCUAGAAUCUGUGCCCUUCUAAACUGUACAUAAUACACUGAGCUACAACGUGCUUUAUGUGCUACAGGGCAAUUUCCGAUUAGCACUGUCUUCAUUUUCUUCAUAUCUGAUUUGGGAUUCUGGAUGAACGUCUUGCAUUCAUUGGUGCUGCUGAAAUCAGCAGGGGUUGUGCUCUGAGCAAAAUAUCCCAGAAACAUUGUGUCCUGGGCAAUUUAAAUUGGGCUUUGAGGCUCCACGGGUGAUAUCAUACCUCAGUUCUGUUGCAGAUCAGAGGGUUCUUUUAAAAUGUAAAUAAAGGCAUGAAUAAAGGCAUUACACAGCA
Messenger RNA from Gallus gallus (chicken), 4587 nucleotides. RefSeq names its product G protein-coupled receptor 83 (gene GPR83). The transcript is spliced from 4 exons. The coding region runs from base 140 to 1411 and encodes 423 amino acids. The record is from RefSeq and is marked validated. Gene Ontology annotation, biological process: neuropeptide signaling pathway. Gene Ontology annotation, molecular function: neuropeptide Y receptor activity. Gene Ontology annotation, cellular component: membrane. NCBI's taxonomy places the organism in Eukaryota, Metazoa, Chordata, Aves, Galliformes, Phasianidae.